UAGAAGGUGAUUGUGGCGUGGUGAUGUCGCGAUACCCGCUUGAGACGCCGUGGUGGCAGGUUCCCCGUCUGUUCAGCAGAGAGCAUAGGCCCCACCAAGUCUUCAUGUACAGCCGCGCGCAGGCUGAGAUGGAGCAGGAGGCUCGGGAGCUGAGCCGGUGGCAGGCGGCGCACGAGGCCGCCCAGGAUAACGAGAGCUCGGCGCCCAUCUUGAACGUGGCUUCAUCUACCGGAAGCUCUGGAGUGCACCCCUCUUGGAACCAUGGCCUACCAAGCGUUCAGCACUUUCCUCAUAGCACAGAGAUGCUGGGGCCCCCCUUGGUGUCUGUGGAGGUGCCGGGGCACAAUGUGGAUGAAGAGGGGCCCCUGUUUAGCAUGGCACUGCCUGAGCGUGAUGUGAGCUACUGCCCCCAAGCGACCCUCCCUCCUUCCCGGGUGAUUUACAGUCAGGGAGUGUCUCCCCCUCAGCAAGGGAUGACGAUGUUCAAUGAGCCUCAGAUAAUGCCUACAGUUGAGCCCAAUAUUCCAGGAGUGGCCGGGGCCUUCAGUGGCAAUCUAAGCAUGCACCCCAGUGGGCUGCGAGUCUCGGCUUCCACUGGAAUCCCAAUGAUGUCCCAUGCUGGGGGCCCUACCAUGCCUUACCCUGGCCUCUCAACAGCACCUUCUGAUGAAACAGCAUUGGCCCCAACCAUGCCACCCACGGAGGCCCAGGCAGUGCUCCCCUCUGUGGCUCAGAUGUUGCCCCGACAAGACACCCAUGACCUUGGGAUGCCCCCAGCUGAGUCCCAGUCAUUCCUGGGUUUAGGAUCUCAGGACUCUCUUGUGAGUCAGCCAGACUCCCAGGAAGGCCCAUUCCCACAGAAGCAGCCCACACCUGCUUCACAGGAAACAGAGCAGAACUCCAGGCCUCAGGAAAGGACUGGGAGAGGGGACUCCUCAGAGGCCAGGCCUUACUGCUGCAACUACCAGAACUGUGGAAAAGCUUAUACCAAACGCUCCCACCUCGUGAGCCACCAGCGCAAGCACACAGGUGAGAGGCCCUAUUCGUGCGAAUGGGAAAAUUGUCAGUGGUCUUUCUUCCGUUCUGACGAGCUUAGACGACAUUUUCGGGUACAUACCAGAUAUCGACCAUAUAAAUGUGAUCAGUGCAACAGAGAGUUCAUGCGAUCUGACCAUCUUAGGCAACACCAGAAGACUCAUCGGCCAGGACCCUCAGACCCACAGGCCAACAGUGGAGAGCAGGACAGUGCUCCUGCUCCUGGUCCUUAGGUGAAUGAAGAAGGAGAGGAUUCCAGGCAGAAAACACUGGACCACACAACUGCUCAGAGGAAAGGCAGUCUUGAACUUCUAUAUUCAUUCAGCAAAUGUUUUUUGAGCCUUCAAUACUGAACGCACCAAGGCUGUGGAGACCCAUGGCGAGGAAUAAGGAGAUAACUAAAGGAUGUGUCAGAGAAGAAACACUUCGGUGGAGGUGCCUCCGUCAGACCCGAAGGACUCAUGGGGGUUAGCUGCACCUCCCAUUUCUUGGACAUAUGCCACUGGACAUGUCUCUAUCUUCUGGAAACUGGCAUAGACAGUAAGGAUUCAGAGGUGCAUGAAGGCAACCUGCCUCUGUAGAGCAGAAAGCUCAUAGAAAACAUUUAUGAAUGUGCCCAGUGCUGCCAAGGAGAGAAGCUGGACCUCUGCAGACUCAAGCUUAUAUGGGCCCUGGGAAAGCCACACAGCCUUGGCUGUGCCUGCCCCUGGUCUCCUACCCCUACUCUGACCCCCCACCCCUACCCUGACCCUGCACUACUUCACUACCUUGAUCUGUGUUACUAGUGACCUCAGUAUACCUGGGAUGGACAUCCAGGUGCCCUCCAUCCAAGCUCCCAAGUGAGGGGAGUGGACAUGAUUAAAAGAACAGGGGCAGAA
This is a messenger RNA of Cebus imitator (Panamanian white-faced capuchin), 1913 nucleotides long. It is a transcript of the gene KLF17, whose product is annotated as Kruppel like factor 17. Gene Ontology annotation, molecular function: RNA polymerase II cis-regulatory region sequence-specific DNA binding; DNA-binding transcription factor activity, RNA polymerase II-specific. NCBI's taxonomy places the organism in Eukaryota, Metazoa, Chordata, Mammalia, Primates, Cebidae. The record is from RefSeq and is a predicted model, not a curated record. The coding region runs from base 24 to 1268 and encodes 414 amino acids. Gene Ontology annotation, biological process: regulation of transcription by RNA polymerase II. The transcript is spliced from 4 exons.